Tetrahymena thermophila SB210 is the source of this 399-nucleotide messenger RNA. RefSeq names its product aldo/keto reductase family oxidoreductase. The record is from RefSeq and is a predicted model, not a curated record. The transcript has a single exon. NCBI's taxonomy places the organism in Eukaryota, Ciliophora, Oligohymenophorea, Hymenostomatida, Tetrahymenidae.
AUGGAAUACAGAUUUUUAGGAAAUUCUGGUCUCAAAGUAUCAGCUAUUGAAUUUGGAAACUGGUUAAAUAGUGAUUCUUCUGAUAGAAAGUAAAAAAUGAUUGAAAUCAUAAAAAGAGCUUACACUCUUGGAAUUAACUUCUUUGACACAGCUGAAGCUUGUAGUUAAGGUGAAGGCUAAAUCUAAUUUGGAGAAGCCUUCAAAGCUCUAGGAGCCCCAAGAUAAGAAAUAGUCAUUUCUUCUAAGAUCUUCUGGGUAGCUCCACCAACUUCGGUUGAUAUUAAAAAAUUUAACUAAAUUGGUUUAUCUCGCAAGCAUAUUCUUGAAGGAGUGAAAGUCAGCUGGUUUAAAGAGAUUUCAAUUAGACUACUUAGAUAUAGUCUUUUGUCAUAGAUUUGA